Molecule: messenger RNA, 816 nt
Organism: Vicia villosa (hairy vetch)
Lineage: Eukaryota; Viridiplantae; Streptophyta; Magnoliopsida; Fabales; Fabaceae
Product: UDP-glycosyltransferase 89A2-like
Exons: 1
Coding region: 1-816 (271 amino acids)
Source: RefSeq, a predicted model, not a curated record
AUGUCGAACCAGAAAACUCACAUCCUUGUUUUCCCAUACCCAGCACAAGGCCACAUGCUUUCCCUCCUUGAUCUUACUCACCAAUUAUCUCUUCAUAACACAUUCACCAUAACCAUCAUCAUCACUCCCAAAAAUCUAUCAAUCCUAAACCCACUCUUAUCAACUCACCCUAACACCAUCCAAACACUCAUUCUCCCCUUCCCAAAACACCCCAAAAUACCCCCCGGUGCAGAAAACAUCCGCGAUGUCGGUAACACCGGAAACUACCCUUUCAUCAACGCUCUUUCCAAUCUCCAAAACCCAAUUAUCCAAUGGUUUAGCGCCCAUCCUAAUCCCCCUGUUGCUCUCAUCUCCGAUUUCUUUCUUGGCUGGACUCAACAACUCGCCACGAAACUCAGUAUUCCGAGAGUCGUUUUUUACUCUAGUAGCUCGUUCCUGGGUCCUGUUAUCGACUCUUGUUGGAGUAACCCACUGCUCUUACAGUCUGAGGUUGUUCAGUUUCAUGAUUUACCCGGAACGCCGUCGUUUAAGAAUGAACAUCUUCCAAGCUUAGUCCUCCGUUACAGAGAAUCAGACCCUGAAUCGGAGUUUGUAAGGGAGAGUUUCAUUUCAAAUGCUGCAAGCUGGGGAUUUGUUCUGAAUACUUGUGAAGCUUUGGAUGGUCGUUAUUUGGAUUAUUUUCGGGCCCGGUUUGGUGACGGUGGAGUUUAUGCUGUUGGGCCAUUGGGUUCUAUUCGGGUUGAUGCGAAUCAAGAUGGUGGCUCUGACGUGUUACGCUGGCUUGAUCGGCUGGAGGAGGAUGGUUCGGUGGUUUAG